UCUCUCUCUCUCUCUCUCUCUCUCUCUCUCUUUCUCUCUCUCUCUCUCUGUUCCCCUCCUCCUCUUCAGCUCUCUUUCACACUCACACUCUCUCACCCACUUAGUCUAUCACAUGUGCUGGUGGUGGUACCUUCCUGCCAGAUUCAGCUCUGAGCCAGUGGACAGUCUGUGUGUUCUGUAUUGGGCUCUCCAUCUAUCUAUAUAACUGCAGCUCUCAGCUCACUGCUCCUUUUAGACCUGCCAGGCUGUGGAUCCUCUGCCCUGCUGUUCUACUGUAGAUCAGUUCCAGCGGUUCCAACUGCUCCAGCUGCUGCACGGGGACUCGCAGGAUGGAGGCUGUGUCUCUCUAUGACUUUCGUGCCACGGAGAGCGAUGAACUCAGCUUCCAGAAGGGCGACGUGUUGAAGAUCACCAAUAUGGAGGAUGACCCAAACUGGUAUACAGCAGAGUUACUGGGAAGAAGAGGCUAUGUGCCCAAGAACUACAUCAGUGUGAGACCACACACGUGGUUUGCAGGACGGAUCUCCAGACAUGUCGCUGAGGGGCGUCUGCGGCAGCGGGAGUGCGGGGCGUUCCUGGUGCGGGAAAGUGAGAGCGCACCUGGGGAGUUCUCCAUAUCAGUCAGCUAUGGAGAUCAUGUGCAACACUUCAAGGUUCUGAAGGAGCGGGACGGUAACUACUUCGUCUGGGACGAGGUCUUCUCCUCCAUUAAUCAGCUGGUGGAUUUCUACAAGAGUAACAGCAUCGCUAAGGAACGAACCGUGUUCCUCAGAGAAGUAGAGCAGUCGCAGAGGCAGAGGCCUCAUCAAGCCCACGCCCUGUUCGACUUCAACCCCCAGCACAACUCCCAGCUGCACUUCCUGCGCGGUGAUAUCAUCGACCUGCUGGACUGCUCAGACUCACAGUGCUGGAAGGGUCGCUGCCACGGCCGCGUCGGGCUCUUCCCCAGAGAGUACGUCAAGCCCAUUUACCACUGACCUCUCGGCCGGGGCAGUGAGCACUGGUUUCACACAUGGACUGCCAGAGACCAGCGUUCAGUGAGGUAUUGUCUGAGAUGAGGUGAAGAAUAUAUGCAGACCAGUGACUUUCCAGACAAGAACCUGCAGAGAAACCAUGUGAUCACUUUCAUUUAGCCACCAGCGUAUAUAAAGCAAUGAUGCUGACACUAAGAGGCUAAUGGUGGGCUAUUUGAGAGGCUACUGGUGUCCAAAGAGGAGAUAAAGAGGUGUCACUAAACAGAGAGAGAAAUACUGUACAUACAGCGCUGUAGAAGAGUAUUUGCCCUUUUUCAGAUGCCUUUAUUUGGGUAUUUUAAUAACAUUUAAAUGUUUCAGAUCAUCCAUCUAAUUGUGACAUAAGAUUACUGUUUUUCUCAGUCAAUUUGUUGCGAUUCAGUGAGUGAGUGAGUGCAUUUCUCAGAAAAUGUUUUGUACAAACAGCAUCACACAAUGCUUAAAAGGCCUCCAUUAAAAUUUCUAGUUCAUGUCCAAAUUAUAAAUAUUUAUAUCAUAAACAUAUCAGAGUCAUCAGAAUUAAGAGGUCCAUUGUCACUGAUUAAAUACAGGACAGUCAAAAUGCUUAGUCACACUGUCUUGGAUAUAAAAAUUCUCAAAAGUGACAGAGAAAAGCUGUAAGAGCAAAUAAUUAAACACACGCACACACCUUCUGUUUACCUAAGAUUUAUUAAAACCCAAAGUUACACAUGGGAAAAAGUAAUUGCCCUAAACCUAAUAACUGGUUGUGCCAGUUAUCUUGGCCUUUAGAUUAUAUGUGAUGAGUCUAUUGUAUCACUGAAGAGGAGUGAGAUGAAUUUCUUCCACCCCAUAAAAAAUCACAUUGGACUCAACAGUUCACAGAAUAUUAUUACAAAAGCUUUGAGAGUCAUUUAGAUUUACUUUCUCAAAUGUGAUACAUCCGCAUAGAUGCUAUUUUUGCUCAGUGACUCUUAUUGUGGGAUUCUUCACUCUUUAGAUGUUCAUUAGGGUUCUUUAGUGAUCUCUGGAUACAUUUUUGAUGCACUCUUAGUAAAAGUUUGGUAGGCUGACCACUCAUUCUUCGUUUGUGGAUAACAGCUGAGGUUUGCUGGAGUCCUAGAGACUACGCAGUGGCUCUGUAAGACUUUCCAGGCCAAUAGGUUUGAAUGUUUCACAUCCGUAUUUCAAUCUGUUUAGAACAUUACGUCAUGUUCUUCUUUUAGACUAUCUCUACACAUAUCUGGAUAUUUUAAGAUAUUGUGAAUUCCCUCCCUCAACCAUUGAGAAUAUUUCCACCCACACAAAGAUGAUAAUGCAUGCAUUAGCAUGUUAGCUUUGUUUAGGGCGAUAUAACAUCAAAAGAAGAUAUCAGCACACCACAAAGAAGGAAGAAAACACACACAAAGGUGAAUGUGGACAUUAUAGGCCUAUGACUUAAUUUAUUAUAAAGGGAGUAGGGAGGUUUUGGAGUAUGGAGUUUUUCCUAUAAAAUUGCAUUCUUAAUUGGACUAGAGGGCAAAACACCGACAAAAAUCCUUAAAAAGUUUGCAAUCAACAGGUCUGGCAGUCAUUAUGCCGAAAUAAGGCUAGUGAAACUGAACCCAAGUGUGAACUGGUUAAGUGGUUUUAAUAGAAAAAUAGAGACAUUUACUUGUUCUUAUGGGUGAUAUUUUUAAAAGCUAAAAAUACUAAAACUGUGUAUGGCUUAUACUACAAUUAUAUGGAUGUUCUGAUACAUUAAAAUGUGACAAAUACGCAAAAACAGAAGAAAUGUGAACACUUUUAACAGCACUGUACAUAAACGUUUUGUAAAUAUCCCUCAAAUGCAACAUUUUAUUGCACUUUCUUUGUCAACUUGAAUAAUUUUAUUUUAAAUGUGUUGCAUUUGUUAUUACAUAUUGCCUGUUGAGUGUGUUUUGUUAUGUGGCAUUUUUAUUCCAUUGUCCUUGAUCUUAGUACUGUUUCAUACAUUAACAAGCUGUAUAUGAAUGUUGUUGCUAGGUAUAAAUAAAAAGGUGUUAAUGAUGAGAUCAUUGG
Molecule: messenger RNA, 3011 nt
Organism: Astyanax mexicanus (Mexican tetra)
Lineage: Eukaryota; Metazoa; Chordata; Actinopteri; Characiformes; Acestrorhamphidae
Gene: grapa
Product: GRB2 related adaptor protein a
Exons: 5
Coding region: 330-977 (215 amino acids)
Molecular function (GO): protein binding
Source: RefSeq, a predicted model, not a curated record